This is a messenger RNA of Prorocentrum cordatum, 1314 nucleotides long. The record is from the annotation of a GenBank genome assembly. NCBI's taxonomy places the organism in Eukaryota, Dinophyceae, Prorocentrales, Prorocentraceae.
AUGGCGCCGAGUAAGCGCCAUCGCUGCAGCUGCUGCGGCAAGUCGGGGCACACCGUGGCGACGUGCCCGAGCCCUGGCGCUGCUGUCAUCAAGAGUCUGAAGGCGAAGAUCAGCCGCUUGGAGAAGACCAGCGCCAAGCCGAGGACGGGCCAGCUGAGGGCGAGCCAGCCGAAGUCGUUCAAGAAGUUGCGGCGCCAGCGCUCCAAGCUGUACUCGGCUGGCCACAGCGAGAAGCGCGCCAUCGCGUUGCAGGCCAAUUUGGAGAAGAAGACCUGUUCGCGCGGGGCCGAAGGCUCGGUUGCAGCCCGCGAGGAGCUGGUCCAAGCGGGCUUCCUCGCUCGGGCACCUCUUCGCUGCCCGACAUGCGCGAGGGGAUGCCUUUCGGACGCCCCGUGCAGUCGGGCCAGGGGCGGUGCCACCAACAAGGACUUGCUCUACUUCCGCUGCAACGAUUGGGGGUGUCACUGCUACCACGGCGUCAUGAAGUUCUCGAAGAUCCCGUGCAAGCUGAUCGGGCAAUUGAGCUGCGUCCAGCUGAGGUCGCUCCUCGAAUCCUAUACGGACGCGGCGGGCCAGGGCAGCGCCAGCGCGCGGAAAGCUGCCAAGUCAGCAUACUGCGGGUACAACGUCGCGCACCGCCUGCACAGGUAUCUGCGCGGCUUGGAGGCGGGCGCAGGGGACAAGGAGAACGAGUCGAUGCAGCUCGGCGGGGAGAUCGAGCCCAUCCGCAACAUCGAGGGCGACGGCGCGCUGGUCAGGAAGAUCAGGGUGAGCAGCAAGAGCACGACGUGGCGGGCCGAGAUCGCAGAGGCGAAGAAGAGGACGAUCGCAUACCUGAGGCUGAAGGCAUGCAGGGCGAAGAAGCGGUCCUGCAAGUUCGUGGAGCCCAAGCGCUACAUGGUCCACGUCCGCUACGUGGGGCUUUGUGAGCGCGGUGGCAGGGUGACCGCUGCCCCACUUCCUGCCCGCGUGGCGCCGCCUGGCACGGCGCCGCCGCCCGAGGCGCAGGGCGAGGAUCUCAAGUCGGGCAACAUGAACAGACUGGUGAGGAAGAAGAAGGUGUUCCUCUUCUCCGACGGCGCACUGGCCUGGUCCAAGAUUGUCGAGCAGCGGAACAAGGCAGGCCGCAACAUCGCGCUGUCGGCGGCAAUGGACUCACGGUGGAAGUACAUGAAGUCGCACAUCCCGCGGACCCUGAAGGCCGCCAAGGGUCGCGCCGUGAACCCUGAGCUGCGCACAUACAUCAUGUCGUGGCAGUGGAGACAGAACUUGGCAUGCACGGGCGGCGCGCUGUGGGAGAGCGUGGCCAGCCUG